This is a messenger RNA of Dimorphilus gyrociliatus, 1280 nucleotides long. NCBI's taxonomy places the organism in Eukaryota, Metazoa, Annelida, Polychaeta, Dinophilidae. The record is from the annotation of a GenBank genome assembly.
AGUGCCAGAUAUCGUCUGCUAGUUCAUAAAUGUUUUUCCUUUGGUGUAAACAAGACUAACACUAUUUGCUUUCAAAACAUAACUUUUGUUUCUAUAACCUCAUCAUAAAAGAUAUUAUUAAUUUGUACUGAACUGACUCUGAUAUCACACGCUCUAGUUCGCUUCAUCAACAAGACAGCUAAAGAGGAGUUCUGAGAAAUAUGAGUGGGACUAUUAACAAUGGGUCCUCCACACCAACUUCUGUUGGUUUUAUCGGGGCUGGUGUAGCCGUAAUUUUUUUUGGGAGUAAUUUUGUUCCAUUGAAGAAAUUUGAAACCGGAGAUGGACUCUUUUUUCAAUGGAUUCUCUGCAUCGCAAUAUGGCAUGUUGGUCUGGUAGUAAAUGCAAUAAGAAAAUUUCCAAUUUUUUAUCCUCUAGCAAUGGUGGGAGGAACGCUAUGGUGUAGUGGAAAUGUUCUCACAGUUUUCAUUAUCAAAACAAUUGGCUUGGGUCAGGGAUUUCUAAUAUGGGGAAUGUCUAACUUAAUAUUUGGCUGGGUUAGUGCAAGAUUUGGUUGGUUCGGCAUCAAAGAAGAAAUUCCGCAAAACCAAGUGAUGAAUUUUUGCGGAGUUGGAUUAGCAUUAGUAUCAACUGUGAUAUAUAUUUUUAUCAAGAGUGAAACAAAUGGCCGCAUAGUUAGGGAGAAUGAUGGCAGAGAACCUUUGCUACCUCAUGACCAAUCAAAUGUGCAAACUAUCGAACACCAAGAGGUGGAUGAAACUAUUACAAGAAGAGAAAGCCUUACAUUUGUGGAUAGAAUUUCGUCCAGAAAUAAGCGUUUACUGGGGAUAUUAGCGGCAUUAUAUGCAGGAUCGAUGUAUGGUUUAAGUUUUACUCCUGUUAUUUAUAUUCAGGAUAGAUAUGACGGAGCAUCUGAUAACGGCUUGGAUUACGUUUUCGCCUACUUCACUGGAAUUUUGGCCACAAGUACACUUUUUAUGUUCAUUUAUUGCAUUUUCAUGAAGAACAAACCAAGAGUCUAUCCAAAAGCUAUUCUCCCUGGGAUAAUAUCUGGAAUAAUGUGGGGAAUAGCCGAUGCUGGUUGGUUUAUUGCGAAUAAGGUUCUUUCUGCUCCGAUAUCAUUUCCUAUAAUAACGACAGCUCCACCUCUCAUUGGAGUAUUAUGGGGGACCCUUGUAUUUAAAGAGAUUAGAGGAAAGAAAAACUAUGCUUUAUUGAUACUUGCUGGAUUAAUAACGAUAGCAGGAGCUGUGCUUACAGGUUUAUCAAAAGGUGAUUGA